Molecule: messenger RNA, 699 nt
Organism: Fusarium fujikuroi IMI 58289
Lineage: Eukaryota; Fungi; Ascomycota; Sordariomycetes; Hypocreales; Nectriaceae
Source: RefSeq, a predicted model, not a curated record
AUGAACAAUGAGCUGAAAUCAACUUCCGGAUGCAUGUAUAAAAUAGUUCAAGACCCACGCAGUCCAAUUCCACACCAAAACACCAUCAACACCACAGAUAAGUCCCUUUCAAAGAUAUCUCUGAAUCUUUCUACCGCCAAAUUUGAUAACAUAGAACGACUCCAAUCUAACAAGUCCGAGUUGCAAAAGGCACUGGCUGAGGUCGAAGCCGCUAUUGCGUUUCUCUCGACUGCAGCUGGAGAGAAUAUAAGGGGCAGCAAGCUUCCAGCUGACUUGAAGUUUUCGAACGAACUCAGUGACGGUAAGCUCCAGCCUCGACCAUCCAAGGCAUCGGUCCACAUUGCUCGAGAAGAGGCCCCUCCUUUUUUCAAGCUUGACCCAAGAUUUCAACAGGACAAAUGGAUUCGUCCCAAGCCCCCGGGUUCCUCUUGUUUCUCAAAUGAAAUUGUCCAGUGGGCCUAUACGCGAAUAAUAGAAGACGACGAAGGAGUAGAAUACCCAUUGCUCACCCUUCGGCAUCACAAAGCUUCCAAGUGUAUUACCGGCAAAGCCUGUGAAACUGGUCACUGGGAGCUCAUCUAUGAUGGCGUUACCACGAGAGUGAAGGGAUGCAUCGAUUUGCAGCUGGCAUGCAUGCGUACCAAGCAUGUCGAGCGAGAAAUGAGUAGCUUGUCACAAGAGCAGGCCACCAAGUGGUAA